AUUGCUUUGAGAUAUUGUAGAGCACAUGGGACCAGUUACCAACAAAUUCCAUUCAGCUCGUGGAAGUCCAAAUAUGGGGAAGUAUCUCGUGCUCUAUAUGAUCGUUGACUAUUUGUAAAGUACAGAUCAUAUACAACUCAGGGUAAUAUGCAUAACAAAGGAUUUACACCCAGCCGCUAACGAUGCGUAGGUAUAGUUGUUGUGGGCCGUUCCAUAGCAGGCGGUACGACGUAUUGCUGCAAUGACUGCGGUCGGUUUUCCCAAUGGUUAUGCCCGAUGGAUGUUCCCUCCACAAACAGAGCUCCUCGGUCUCGCCUUUUUCUUUUCUUCUUCUUCUCAACAAGAGCAUACAAACCCCCAUAGCUGUCACGUUGACCCAAGAAUGCCGGUGCGUCAAUUUAGAGAAGAUACAGCAAAAUGGUUGCCAUUAACAUUGCCUACACUGCGCCAACGCAAGUAUGGGCCGGACUGGAGCGCAAAGUCCGCCGCGCACAAGACUUCGUGCCUAUCAUCAUUUCCUGUGAUCUCCUGUCAGAAGAGCAGACCGAGAAGGGGUUCACUAUAACACGCAAGGUCAAAUUCAAGGGUGCAGGGCCCAAGGGUGAUGGAUCGUCUGUCACAGAAGUCUGCGCGCAUUAUGCGCCAUCGCGCGUAGACUUUGAGCAGGACAACGGCAGUUUUAUCAGCAAUAUCGUCAGUAAAGGUCCAGAUGGUGAAUUGUUGAUGACUUAUUCCUUUGCGUGGCUCCAUCCCGACGUUGCGGAAGGAAGCAAUGAAGUGGAGAAGUCAGAGGCAGAGCAUUGGAAGGUAAGAGCAAAUUUUUUUUUAAUGAUAGCAAGAGGUCUUGAAACAUACUGAUUGAAUUUUCAACAGACGGCUAAGAUGGCAGUUCACGGCAGUAUUGACACAAUUCGACGACUGGUUAAAGAUGGGGUGGUCAACUGAGGCGACUAACUUGAGGCUGUACAGUAUUCGGGUAUUGUUCAAUCGUCCGUUCUAAGGUAUAGAGUCGCGCUAAGAAGGGUUUGUUCAACAACAAGCUCGGCUAGCUCAGUUGGUUAGAG
This is a messenger RNA of Truncatella angustata, 1064 nucleotides long. RefSeq lists its product as uncharacterized. The record is from RefSeq and is a predicted model, not a curated record. The coding region runs from base 418 to 858 and encodes 146 amino acids. NCBI's taxonomy places the organism in Eukaryota, Fungi, Ascomycota, Sordariomycetes, Amphisphaeriales, Sporocadaceae. The transcript has a single exon.